Messenger RNA from Acanthosepion pharaonis, 720 nucleotides. Lineage: Eukaryota; Metazoa; Mollusca; Cephalopoda; Sepiida; Sepiidae. The record is from the annotation of a GenBank genome assembly.
AUGUCCCGUAUAUUUCUUCCCUUCUGUAUUCAUUAUUCAAUGUCUCUCAGAUUCUUCCUCUGUAUCUCUUUAUUCUCAAUGUCCAAGAUUCUUCCUCUGUAUAUCUUUGUCUUCACGUCCUGUGUGAUUCUUUUCCUCUGUAUAUCUUAUCUUCUAAUGUCCUGUGAUUCUUUCCACUCUGUAUCUCUUUGUCUCAAUGUCCUGUGUGAUUCUUCCCUCUGUCUCUUGUAUUCUUCUUUGUAUCUCUUGUCUUCAAUGUCCCGUGUGAUUCUUCCCUCUGUAUCUCUUGUCUGUAUCUCGUGUUUUUUCCCCUCUGUAUCUCUUGUCAAUGUCCGUGUGAUUCUUCCCCUCUGUAAUGUCCCGUGUGAUUCUUCCCUCUGUAUCUCUUGUCUUCAAUGUCCUGUGAUUCUUCCCUCUGUAUCUCUUGUCUUCAAUGUCCCGUGUGAUUCUUCCCCUCUGUAUCUCUUGUCUUCACUGUCCCGUGUGAUUCUUCCCUCUGUAUCUUGUCUUCAAUGUCGUGUGAUUCUUCCCUCUGUAUAUCUUGUCUUCACUGUCCCGUUGUUCUUCCUCUGUAUCUCUUGUCUUCAAUGUCCCGUGAUUCUUCCCUCUGUAUCUCUUGUCUUCAAUGUCCCGUGUGAUUCUUCCCUCUGUAUCUCUUGUCUUCAAUGUCCCGUGUGUGAUUCUUCCCUCUGUAUCUCUUGUCUUCAAUGUCCCGUGUGA